Molecule: messenger RNA, 3607 nt
Organism: Exaiptasia diaphana
Lineage: Eukaryota; Metazoa; Cnidaria; Anthozoa; Actiniaria; Aiptasiidae
Product: forkhead box protein J1-B
Exons: 2
Coding region: 547-1764 (405 amino acids)
Biological process (GO): regulation of DNA-templated transcription
Molecular function (GO): DNA-binding transcription factor activity; sequence-specific DNA binding
Source: RefSeq, a predicted model, not a curated record
AGCCAAAUGUGUUCAUUGCGAUACUCAUUCAUCUUGUACGAGACGCAUGGAACAGUGUCUUUCGUAACAUCACUAACCCACAGCUGACUGUACACGUACUUUUAAAACAAAAUUACGACAUAAGGCAAGUCGAAUUACUGGUAUAUUUUGAUAUAUCGUAGCGUGAAUUUUGUACCUCAUUUCUCGAACAAGAUCACACGAUUAGCAAGAAUCGUUCCAUCUGAGAUAAACAGCGAUUGUUUUGCUGUUUUAGCAAGAUUACUUUCAUUCGUGAAUAUAACAGAAGUUUCCUGUCCAAGUCAUUUUCGAGUUCGUCAAUUUAAUUACGCAUCGCUAAUUUGCACCACGAGACGAUAUUCAAGUAAAACUCUCGAAGAAGAUUGAUCAAGAGGCCAAYACUUCGUUAAAUACAUUGUAUAUUUCCUCUCUGGACCUUGGAGUGCCGAUUAGGACGACGACAAGCAAACAAGCCCCGAUCGUCCUUUCCAAGCCAGCAGCUGUAGGCUGUGUGUGUGGGUGUUCAACUAAGCGUACUGAGUUUGUACUAUGAACGAAAUUAUAAUGCCUUCGCUAACACAAUCUUACGCCGAGAAAUUCGCAGCAAAUUGGGAAGCUCAAAAUCCUGCUGAAGAGGAGGAUGAGAACAGCUCCUUGGACGAUAGUUUAACAAAUUUACAAUGGCUACAUAACAUAAAUAUACAGGACAUUACUGCAACUAGGAACUCGACAUUAUCUGACGCAUCGAGUGUGAACGAAGGGUCAAAUAGUUCGGAUAGUGACUGUCAGAGCGAGAGCGGAGAUUCCAAGGGAUCAGAAUUAUUGUCAAAAGAACCGAAUAUUGACUACAAAAAUGAUCCACAUCACAAACCUCCUUACUCCUACGCUACACUAAUAUGCAUGGCAAUGAGAGAGACCAAAAAAGUAAAAAUAACGUUAAGUGCUAUUUACAAGUGGAUAAAAGAAAACUUCAUGUAUUACAGGGUUGCGGAUCCAACUUGGCAGAAUUCAAUCCGUCACAAUCUCUCCCUGAACAAGUGUUUUGUAAAAGUCGCAAGRAAAAAAGACGAACCAGGAAAAGGAGGCUUUUGGAAGAUCGACCCGGCAUACGCUGACAUGUUUGUGGACGGCGUUUUUAAAAGACGGCGAGGUGUCAACACGCAGAAAAAUGCCAAAAAGAACGCCAAAAAGACCAUCAAAAAACCCAUCGAAAGCGACAGGAAACGUUUCACAUCUCGACCAAGCGACGAGUCUAAAAUAAAACGACAGAAAUUCAAUACCCUUCGUGUAACCGACCCUUCUGACAUUUUCGAUGGCUGUGAUUUUUCCGAGGAGGAAAUACCGCCGUUUUCAGGAGGAUUGAAAGGAAAAUUCAGCUGGCAUUCGCUUCUAACUAACGACGAAUUGGAUGAAAGCAUUCGUGAGCUCGCAGAUGCUCAUGGGAUAAAUUUAGACAGUCCAAAUAAUCACAUAGGGGGACUAUCGUCACCAGCAUUAAGUCCACCCCCGUCUACGGGUAGUCACGAUGAUACAUUUGAAGUCGAUCCAGAUUUAGAUUUAACUAUACAAGGCAUUGCAAUCCAACCACCAAGGGAUCACCUUACUACCCCCUCCCCCACAGCAUUAACAGAUGCAACACAGUCAUUAUUCAAGUACAUGCCCCCGUCACCACCCCCCUUGUACGACGAUGAUCACCCAUGGGCUGAUUCGUGCUUCGAUAUGAGAUAUACAGAUGAAAAUAACAACAUAUUGGACAGUGUAUGGUAACUACCACAGGUAAUCCACGCUGGAAUAUUUAUAGAUUAGAAUUGCUAGCUAAUAUUCUCUGCGCAAUGCUUGUCUACAACUGUGGGGUAUUAUUAAGAACAGAGGAAUUAGAACGGCAAAUUCCAAUAAAUGUGUUGUAUAGGGUCAUUUUUCAACCUUCUAGCUCCAAACUUGCACUUCAGAGAGUACAUUUUCUUGGAAAAAGUGAAUAKAUUUCAUUAUCUUGACCUAACGAAACGCCAGUAGGUCCCCCAGGCUAGUUCCAAAGAUCUUAAAAUCGUUACAGUUGUCGACAAAUAUUGUGCUUUUAUAGAAUAUAAAUAUCACAAAACUAAAUUUGAUUAAUUUAUAGUAUUAACGAGUUUAUUUAAGAAUUAAUUAAGAAUAUAAAAUAAGACCAAAAUAUGUAGCGUGCCCAUAUAGGAGUGUGAAUUUAUGGAGUGAAAUCUUUAAAAUCUUACGCMAAAUUUAUUUCAAGCAUUUAAAGGUUGAGAGAUUAAAAUAUGCUAUUACUAUGUUAAUAAAAGUUCCUAAGUARAAUGAGUUUUUUGUAUACUAAUGACGUCCCAGCAAAAGCGCGCAGACCUCAUUUGUUGUCUAAAGAUCUUGGCCCUAAAGCGUGCAAAGGAUCAUUGUCGAMGUAGUCAGUAUAAUAUUUUAGUCUCAUCGACCAACAYAAKCUUCAAAUCCAAAAUUUAAGCCAUCAUUUCAUCGCAAAUUAUCUAAAAGAAAGUUGCUAAGGCAUGCAAAUGAAUAUUUUUUAUGGAAAUAUUUUGUGUAAAAAAAUCACCAGUGCAUAAMUUUUGAAUUAUCAAUUAUAAUUAAAAGAUAAAGUUUGUAAAUAGAAUUAUAAUAUGCCCUUUACGUACGCUACAGUGAAGGUGUACAAUUAUGUAACUCGUGGAUUGGAUAGCAACCGAAUAACAGACGCGCACUCGUGCGCUUGCAGUGAUAAUAGGCCAUAUUUGGAUGUUAUAUAUUCAAAGCCAUUUCGCGAUUGUAAAGGUCUUCAAUUUAAGUCUGUUAUUCGUCGAUUAUUCGACAACAUUUUUUUCUCAAUGGGUUACAAUGUACUAAGGGGGAAGGGGGGGCGGGGCGAACUUGUAGUCAUACAUUUUAUAUGAUGUCUGUUAGUAGACAUUCGUAGCAAAGUUGCUAUACUUAAUAACGUCUGCUGCACUUUCCAUUCCUAAUAAAAAUAUCAUGAUUUGACUUCGUUUCGAGUGAAUAUCCGUUUCACAUCGGAAAMUCUAGUUUAGUUUGAAUUAAGUUUAGCUAUGUAUUUGUUUGGGAUCUGAGGAGCAAAAUAUGCGUACCAARAGCGAGUGCUUACUUGCGUAAAAUAGUAAUAUUAUGUGCCCUUUAAGGACCCUAGGGUUCUUCACGCAUAGAAUUAUUAUGUAACCUUUAGUUGUGUAAGUACCCUAGGGUUCUUCACUAAGCAAGCACUCGCUAUAAUUUCUUUUCUAGUUCAUUUCAUUUAUUUGACUAUUACAUUGAACUGCUAGCUUUGGUUUCACGCCWGUUACAACUAAAUACUUCUGGAARCGAUCCGUGACAAUUUUUAGCAGUUAUGAUUGUAAGGUUUACGUUGGGAUAUCGUGCGCACCUGCGAUGCUCUCUACACUAUCAGUAUGCGCAGGCGCGUGCGMAAUUAUUACUUUCAAAAAUUGUGGGCAACCAUGUGGGACAUGGAUAAUGAUUAGAAAGCAUACAUCAAUAUCAGGGAGUGCUUUAAGUUUUGCAUUUAAGUGUAUAUUAGAUUAUUAAAAUAAUUAGAAAAAUUUUAGUAUUAGAUAGAUAUGUGUGAAGAAUUUAUUUGAAUAAAAAUGAGUGAAAUUUG